Pestalotiopsis fici W106-1 is the source of this 930-nucleotide messenger RNA. RefSeq lists its product as uncharacterized. The transcript has a single exon. The coding region runs from base 1 to 930 and encodes 309 amino acids. Lineage: Eukaryota; Fungi; Ascomycota; Sordariomycetes; Amphisphaeriales; Sporocadaceae. The record is from RefSeq and is a predicted model, not a curated record.
AUGUCUGGCCAGAGUCUCGACCGGUUUCGGGGGCGACAGCGCGGUAAUGAGCGCGUUACUUCUCUAAGACAGCGGUUCGAGGAGUCGGCAGGGUCGGCAGGUCCGAGCAGCCCUCAAGACUCGAAUUCAUCGCAUCAACGGACCAUGCUCACUGGCGAGCAGCGAAUCCCUCUCCGCGACCGCCUAGUCAUGAUCAAGGCGCGUGUCGCCGCAGCAUCGUCUUCUGCUUCCUCUCCAUUUUCAACUUCCUCGUUCAGCUCAUCCGACGGCUCGCGACCUGCCACGCCCCAGCAGCAGCCCAAGACCCCCGACUACUGCCCUCCAGAGCCUCGGCAGCAGCCCAGGUCUCGCCGCAAGAUCCGCGAGCGUGUGAGUGCCGAGCGCCUGCACGCAAGUUCCUGCGACUACGCGGAUAUCAUGCUCGACCGCCGGGCCAAUGAUGUGGGAGACUGUGACGACUGGUUUGCCUAUACGGAAAAGGCGCUUCCCUGCCUCCCCCUUGCCAUUCGUCGCCGCUCUCCACUGCACAACAGUGUCAUGCCAGAUUGGUGGGAUCAGGUAAGCUUUUCGGAUUUUGAAGACCAAGAAGACGGCGAAGAGGGUACGGGUGCCGAAAUGAGACGUCAUCUUAAUACUUUCCAUCGAGGAAAUGUGAAUGUUGAUCACGGUAAGCAAGAGUUCAAUGAGGAAAGACUCAAGAGUGCUUACGUCAAUGGCAGGAUUGAUGGAACCCUUGCCGACCUCAACCCGUGUCUGAUUUCGGUGAUUGAAGAAAACAGGAAAAAGAUCGAUGAUAAAGGCAGCAAGGGAGCCUCUUCAGCCGAUGAGAUGAUGAGCUAUCUGUACGGCGCGAUUGACCAGGAACUACCAGCGUGGGAGUCACAACAGCGGCGCUGCGAAAACGACCCUGGUCGCAUUCUACGAAUGUAA